CGGUAAAGGCGAAUCGAAGACAAAAGCGAGGUAAAACGAAAACGAAACGAAAACGAAAAACACCGUUUAGGUUCAGCCCUGCGCAUACCUGAACCGCGAGGAUGUCAAGGCGGCGCUCCACGCUCAGAACGCUACGUGGCAGUGCGCAGACGAGGUGGGGCCAGUGGCCCAAGCACUGGCCCCCGACUUUACGAAGCCCUCCGCCCCUGUGAUUGCUGCGCUGCUGGAGGCCGGCAAGGAGGUCAUGCUGUACAACGGCGUGCGCGACGGCUCGGUCUGCAACCACAUUGGAAAUCUGAAGGCGCUGCUGAGCCUCGAAUGGUCUGGCAAUGUCGACUUCGCCGCAGCACCGAGCAAGCCCUGGCCGUCGGCAGAGCACGUCAUGGGGCACGUCCGGUCGGCGCGGAACCUGCGGUUCGCCACCGUGAUGCGCACGGGGCAUCUGGUCCCAACCGUCGUCCCCGAAUCGUACGCGCAGCUUCUGGACAUGGUGCUGUCGGCCCCGCCCGCGGUGCCGGCCAGCAGAGAUGGCCUGGUCGUCUGACGCCGCGCGGCGGUGCGGGCGGGCGCGCCGAGGAGGGGCGCCAAGGAGGGGUGUCCGGGUCACCCGCGGGGCUGCCCGUGCGCGGGCACGGGCGCCCGCGGGCGCGCCCAACGGCGUCUUGCCGGAGUGAAAACAGCGCCCCCCUCCCUUUUGUCUUCACACCCCAUGCAGGUCGCCCCCCUUUACCACCCGCCCGAGUGCGGUCGGCCCC
Messenger RNA from Prorocentrum cordatum, 755 nucleotides. The record is from the annotation of a GenBank genome assembly. NCBI's taxonomy places the organism in Eukaryota, Dinophyceae, Prorocentrales, Prorocentraceae.